UUUGUCUUGGUGGUUUGGAUCAGACUUUCUUCCAUGAUUGUAAGGUUAUUUCCUGUAGAUCCUCCUUAUCUUGCAUCUGGAUCCUGGUGUGUGUGUUGACUCACUAUUCUAUCCAAGGCACAAUUAGAAUUGUAGGGUCAUAGAAUGGCCUGGGUUGAAAAGGACCACAAUGAUCAUCCAGUUUCAGUCCCCCUGCUAUGUGCAGGGUCACCAACCACCAGACCAGGCUGCCCAGAGCCACAUCCAGCCUGGCCUUGAAUGCCUCCAGGGACGCAACAUCCACAACCUCCUUGGGCAGUCUGUUCCAGUGUGUCACCACCCUCUGAGCCGGAUGAAUUAGUUCUUAUGAGGUGAUAGUGGCAACUCCUGGAUUUUCUCACACCCAGAAGAGUUAUCAGUAAGCCCACACAGUAGGUGAGCAGUGCGUGGGCACUCACCUAAUGGCUCCAGGGAUAGGAUCAUAUGCUGACUGUGUGUGUUUAGAGCCACUGUGUGCAUUGCCUCCCUGGAGCAAUGAUUGCUGAGUGCACAUAGUUGGUAUUAGAGGGGAUAGAAGGGCAGCUGACCGGAGAACUUCUGCUUGGCUACAGGAGGGUUUGCAUGAUGUCCACUCUGUAGUAAAGUGUAAUUCUCUGGCUAGCAGCUGGAAUCUAGUCUUAUUGUUUGCACUCAGAGACCAGACUUCUCCAGCCUAUCUCUCUGUAUGGUGUUUUUAUUGAUUUUUCCUAGAGAACUUUUAGCAGUUCUGGAAAGCACAGGUUUGGUGGUAGCCCAGCUUAAGGUCACUGAUUCUGCUUAAUUUAAAACACUGUCAUCAUGUUGGGAGAGAAAAGCAUUCAAUAAAUGGGGCCAAAAAGGCAAUUACAUAAUUGUUCUUAAAAUCUUUAAGGACUUGCUGGUUGUUUUUUAGGACUUAAUUGGACGGGUUUUAUUUCCUGUAACAAAGGCUGUUGCCUUUGUUGUAACAAAGGCUGUAACAAAGGCUGUUGCCUCCUAUUAAUAAUCUUUACAGUGGUGUUGUCGUGGGCAGGUUACUCAUUUUAAAAGUAAGAACUGAAGUUCUUCAAACACAGGCAUUUGAGUGUUACGUUGAUAUGCAGGAAGAGCAAUUCGUUGGUUUAAUUUCCCUUCGUUUCACGCUUUAAUGCUUCUUCUGAAGCUGUAGCUGUCUGCUGGGAAGCCCACAGGCAGACUGCUGAGCUAAGUCACCAUAAAUCCAUUUUUAAGAAUUGAUAUCUACUAACUGAAAUGCAGUCACAACAUGCAAGGCUUGAAAUGAACUCAGAGAAGGGUUAAUCUGAAAGGUGGGAUCGCUGACACUUUGUUUCUACAAUAAAAUAAAAUCAGUUUUGGUGAGACACAAGUUUUUCUUUGGUCUGGAUAGUAUUUGUUAUCUGAAGUCCAUCAGUGGCUCUACACUUAGAAAUUGAAUGAAGAAUGCAUAAUUUUAGAUGCUUGGGUUGCGUGAUUGUUUUCCAUGAAGUAGUAAAAUAUUCUGAUUAAAUAUAUGCAAGAAAUAGAUUUUCCUCUGCUUGAGUGCUCUUUGUUUAAAACAAAAAAUAUAUGCAUCUUUUUGAAGUCAGGAGAUCUGUGUUUCUUAAUUUUCUGCCUUUUAUAGACUAGCUUAUUUGGAUCAAAGCAUCUUCCAGCUUGCUUAGGAAAAGCUUUUGUGUGAGGAUGGUGCUGUGAAGAGCCCUCAACAGAAGGGUAUUUCAAAAUGAUCAUUUAUGUCAUUAUGCAAACAGGAGAUGCAAUAGUUUCUGGCCUUUGCAAAGCAAUUUUUAAAUAUAUUUCUAAAUAUAUUAUUUGGUAAAAAUAACUUAAUGAUAGAUUUUUAUGUAUAGGAACUACCUAUUAAUAGUUGGCUGACUUGUUACACCAGUGUGCUGCCAAUCCAGUGGGUAAAUAUUUAAACUGCCUGAUGAAGCUUGUAUAAAUAGAUGAUUCACUGCCCAUAGAGCAAACAAUGUCUCACUCAUAUGCCUCAGAUUUCUUGAAAAGCAGCUUCUAUUUUUUCCUCUGCAUAAUCCCCAAUAAAAUGUGCAGUGUGGUCAUUAUGGUUUUAUCAGCACAGUCUCAUGUGUUCAAUUAAGAACAAUAUGGUUCCUUCCUGUGUAUUAAGUAGUGAAUGUGAGGAGAAGGAGUUUAUCCUUGGGGUUUUGUGCAACUCUUAGAAUAGUUACAGGAUGAUUCAGAUUGAAGCGUAUUGGUUUGAUAUUCUUCUAUUACUCAGCUUCUCACUGCAUCAUCUACUGCAACAUGAGUUUUAUCAGCUGUGUUGUGCCUGUAAAGAGAGAAGAAAAAUGGGCGGAAAUUCAGAUUUGCGGUAGGAUUUUUAAAGAAGCCUCUAAUUCUCAAUAUCAGGGCUGAAAUUAGGUUAUGAAAUAGCAUUUGCCUUUGUGACCCUCUGCAAAAUGGCAGCUCCUGCAGGGUGGUUUGUUUCCUUCAGCAUCAGAGGGUUACACUGAGGUUUUUUGAAUUACACCAAUACACGUGUCCUGUAUUCUGAUUUGAAAUUUUGGCACCUUUAGUCCUGGGGGAGCAAAGCUUCUGCAUUUGUCAUAGUUUCACUGUCAGCUUCUUGCAGCAGUUGUGGCAUUUUAUGGGAAUAUGUUGUUAUUCUGUGCUCUUUACACAUGCAACAAUGUUAAAAAGACGCUGAAGGAUCACACUGAGCGUCCUUUUGUCUUGUUAAAGUUAGGUAUUUCUGCUUAUCAGAUUGGGAAGCACCUGCUUUCAGGAACAUACCACUGCUCUUUCAUGGAAGCGGUAUUUGGGCAAGUCUGAACUCUCCUCUGGUACUGCAGCAUUGACAUGAUUGCUGCAGUCUGGCAGUUCUUAAGUGCUCUAUUAGAUGAGUUCAGUAACUGCAAGACAAGGCUAGUCCCUGACUUAGAGUUUUGCUUUCAUUAUGACAGCUCGGAGGAAGAUGUGUAAUGUAUUUAGCUGAUCUAAUCAUGUUUUUGGAUGGCCUAUGCCUGUUGUAGGAUCAGGAAUAACAUCUCCCUUGUGACGUGUGAAUUUGCAUUGUUGGAGUUCAGAAUCUACAUGUUGCAAGCUCCAGUGUAUUGUUUAGUGGUUUGUUCUUCCCUUACCCAGAAUUUCCUGGUUUUUAGGAGCCUGUGUUGUGGUUUGACCUAGCAUGUAGCUGAAUGCCUCAGCCUUUUGCUUGCUCUCCUUCCUCUCAGUGGGAUGGGGGAGAAGAUCAAGGAGAGAGUGAAGGGGGUGGGGGAGGGGGUGCAGAAAGUAGAACUCUUAGGUUGAGAUAAAAUUAUUUGCUAGGAUCAAGAAGGAAGAGAGGAAUAACAGUAAUGAUAAUACAUGUAUUUAUAAAACAAGCGAGGCUCAGAGCAAUUGCUUGCCACCCUGGCUGAUGCCCAGCCAGUACCCAAGUACUGCCUCCCUCAGCCAUCUCCACUCAGUUUUAUACUUUUCCACGUAAUGUGUAUCCCGUGUGGUAGGGGGUAUCCCUUUGGCCAGCUUAGGUCUGCUGUCCUGGUUCUGUCCCCUCCCAGCUCCUUGUGGCCCCCUCACUGGCAGGACAGUAUGAGAAGCUAAAAACUGAAACAUCCUUGGCUAUGUACAGCACUGCUCAGCAACAACUGAAACACUGGUGUGUUAUCAACCUUGUUUUUUCUCCUAAAGCCAAAGCAUAGCAUCAUACCAGAAACUGUUUUAAAAAAACCAUCUCUAUCUCAGCUGAAACCAGGACAUCCUGAUACACUGUUGCCGUCCUAAAAUCUAUUCCAAGGGACAGGUCUAUUUCAUCUCAUCUCUGCCAUCUGGCCCCAUCCUAGCGUGCUACCAGGCAUGUCCUACCUGCAAGACAAACAGCCAGUAGGUUGAGAAAGACAGAGGUUUGGGUUCGAUUUGGCCAGUGGGGAGCAUGUUUAGUUUCACAAUAACAGCUAAUUGAAUUAAUAUGUCUCAUGUUAUGUAACUUACUGUCAGCUCACCCUCCAGGAUCCCAAGCUGCAGUUUGCUAGGCUCUGUGUUCUAUCAGGUUUUUAAAGGGAGAACACUUAUCUGACAGCGGUUGUGGUCCUUGAAGGUGUUUGUUAUCUUUGGGAGUCCCACCACCCACUACUGAACCUGCUUUGGAACUUUCCAGCUAACACAGGCUUUCAGAUGAGGAGAAGAAUUGGGUGGCCUUGAGUCAUUCUUCCUUCUGUGCAGCAUGGAGUUAUGAGGAUUCAUACAGCAUGUGCAGAGCUCCAGCAGAUAACACUUUAAAAGACUUGAGGCUCGCACAUUUGGAGCCUGUGUGCCCUCUGCAAGUUCUGCACUGACUGCAGUGUUGCAAGAGAACUUAAGAAAUGGCAGCACAGUGUGUGACUAAGGUGGAGCUGACUAUUGCCUGCACAAAUCUUUUGGAUAAAGAUGUUGGUUCCAAGUCAGACCCGCUGUGUGUUCUUCUCCAGAAUACAAGUGGUCAGCAGUGGUAUGAGGUUGAUCGCACAGAAAGAAUUAAGAAUUCCUUGAACCCUAAAUUUUCAAAGAAGUUUCUAAUUGAUUACUAUUUUGAGCUUGUUCAGAAACUUAAAUUUGGAAUAUAUGAUAUUGAUAACAAAACCAUUGAACUGAGUGAUGAUGACUUCCUAGGAGAAUUUGAAUGUACACUGGGACAAAUAGUUUCUAGCAAGACUCUAACAAAACCAUUAGUGCUUAAAAAUGGCAGACCUGCUGGGAAAGGAAGUAUUACGAUUACAGCAGAAGAAGUGAAGGAUAACAGAGUUGUCUUAUUUGAAGUAGAAGCAAGGAAAUUGGACAAUAAGGAUUUUUUUGGGAAGUCAGAUCCUUAUCUGGAAUUCCACAAGCAGACUACAGAUGGAAACUGGGUUAUGGUUCACAGAACAGAGGUUAUUAAAAACAACUUGAAUCCUGUUUGGAGGCCCUUCAAAAUCUCUCUCAAUUCUCUGUGCUAUACUGACAUGGAUAAGCCCAUCAAGGUUGAGUGCUAUGACUAUGACAGUGACGGGUCUCAUGAUGUCAUAGGAAGUUUCCAAACCACGAUGUCAAAACUGAAGGAAGCAUCUCGGUCCUCACCUGUUGAAUUUGAGUGCAUCAAUGAGAAGAAAAGACAAAAGAAGAAAAACUACAAAAACUCUGGAAUUGUGAGCGUUAAGCACUGUGAGAUCAUAGUAGAAUGUACAUUCCUUGAUUACGUCAUGGGUGGGUGUCAGCUGAAUUUCACAGUGGGGAUAGAUUUCACAGGCUCCAAUGGAGAUCCACGCUCUCCAGACUCCCUUCAUUACCUCAGCCCUGAUGGAGUUAAUGAAUACCUAACAGCCAUUUGGUCUGUAGGGAUGGUCAUUCAAGAUUAUGAUACAGAUAAGAUGUUUCCAGUCUUUGGAUUUGGUGCACAGAUUCCUCCUUCCUAUCAGGUGUCACAUGAGUUCCCUAUAAAUUUUAACCCAUCAAACCCGUUCUGUAAUGGAAUCCAAGGCAUUGUUGAUGCAUACCGUGCUUGUCUUCCUCAAGUAAGGUUAUAUGGGCCAACCAAUUUUUCUCCAAUUAUAAAUCAUGUGGCAAGAUUUGCUGCUGCAGCCACACAGCAGCAAACAGCAUCUCAAUACUUUAUUCUUCUGAUCAUAACGGAUGGUGUGAUAACAGACCUUGAUCAAACUCGAACUGCCAUAGUUAAUGCUUCAAAACUGCCCAUGUCCAUUAUCAUUGUUGGUGUUGGAGGAGCAGACUUUGAUGCUAUGGAGUUUCUUGAUGGUGACAACGGCGUUCUUAGGUCUUCAUCAGGAGAACCAGCUGUCAGAGACAUUGUCCAGUUUGUGCCAUUUAGGAAGUUCCAAAAUUCUCCAAAAGAAGCUUUGGCACAGUGUGUCCUGGCAGAAAUCCCUCAGCAAGUGGUGAACUACUUCAGCACCUUCAAAUUGCAACCUCCUAAGAAUCCUGCUGCAAAUAAUAGGGGACAAAGAGAGUGACUAUGCAGAGAGAGGGAGGAGAAUGAUGGAGAGCAGAAUGGCUGCCUGUUUCAUAAAUAUGGCCAGUGAGAGUGAUCAGUUACUUUCUUGAGCGGGGAUCAACACCAAGUACUGCAGUUUCUCAGUGGUCAUAAACCAAUCUGAUGUGAAAAAGAGGGCGUAUCUCCCAGCAGGUAAGUUUGUACAUGCUGCAACAAAUCUGGAAUACUUCAGGCUUCUGUGUCUACUAAAGCACCAUAAGAAAACUUUGUUAUAAUAGUUAUAUAGUUACAUGAGUGCCAGAAUAAAGUGUAGAAGUUCUCCUUGUAUGCAUACUUCACAUUUGCUCCUUUAGUGCCUUUGACCAGUGCCUUAGAUCGAAGACUGCAUGAAUAUUGGCAAAGUCUCUAAAAAUCACAGAAAAAUACUACUGGCCCUUGAGACUACUACUAUAGAUGCUGUAAGAUACAUUUGAGUGAGAACUUCACUAAAGAAGAGGAAGUUCAGGUGUUUUUCUCUCUCUCCUUUAAGUGAGACAGUCAUAUGCCUGUUGAUCCUUACAGGACCAGAGCGUAUUGUGAAGUAGAAAUUAACAUUUUAACUGAAAAAUUCUGUUUAAUAACUGCAUGUUAUCAUAUAAAGCUGGUUCUUGAAAGUGUAACCUACUUUAUAUUGAUUUUUGUCAUAUUUUGAAUCGUGCAUUUUUCUGAUGAGCUCUCAAGAGCUGGUGAAAAGUGCCUGCAGAAAACAAUCUUUCCUCUUCCACCCCCAGUAGGAAGUUCUAAGAAAGCAUCUUUUGGAUUUUGGAUGGUGUAGUUGUAGCACGUUACAACAACAUGAGCUAAAACUGAAUUUAACCUUCUUGGGCACCCAAGAUGGUACCAGAUUAUAGUGUAUGUGCCUUUUCUGGCUGCUGGAGCUGCACUGUUCUUUUUCCACAUAUGCAUAGUUUUGCCAAAAAUCUGAAUUCAUGUUAAUGCGUUAACGUUCAUGGAUGAGCAUUGAGAUUGCUUUACACAUCCUGUAGGUUGGUUUAAAGGUUCCAUAGGCAGCUGACUAGUUACCAAUCAUCAAUUAAUAUGAUAUUUAUUCUCCACUCUGUUUUUCUUGGUGGAAGAGGGACCUAAAUUGCUUUAGAACUGUGAUAUAAGAAAGAUAUUUUGUUUGGUAUUAAGUCAAGCACACUUUAGAAAAAAUAUAUAUAUAUAAUUCAUGUUUUGGUCAUAAAAUAAUAUAUGGAGUCAUUUCUUUGUAAGUGAAGUGCAAAUGCAUCAGUAUUUCAUACAUAAGAUAUAAUGAACUGUCAUGCUAUAUCUGCGACAGACAAUAUUAAUAUCAAGGAAGUAGUUAUGAACCUAAAUCACACUGCUUUGGAUUGAUAAAGUAUGAUUUUGCACCAGUAAACUUUCACAGUCAUGCACUCCGUGCAGACAGAGAGCAAACAAGAUGGGUAUUAGUGCUUUGUCUGGAUUCAUUGAAGUGUAUGUGUACUACUGAUUGGAAUUCAAAAAUUCCUUUCGAGCUUUCUGCCAAAAAAUGAUGCUGCAUCUCAGUUAUGUUACAGUUCUUCUCAUGUUGCUGUGGAAGUGCAUUUAAAUGCAUUAGCAUAUGUUAUUAAACAUAACUGUAGUAAUCAUCUGCUGUGUUAUAAAAUAAAACUUACUCCUGUACUCAUUGAGCUUAGGAAAUUAAUAGCCUAUCAAUAAUGCCUAAUCUCAAGGUGCCCUAUCCUUUGUAAAAUAAACAUGUUUCAGACCUGACAGUGGCUAGAAUCAUUUUCCAAGUAUACUUCUCUUUGGGGCAUACAGCUAAGAGCAUGUUGAAAAAUUUGGAGAUUUCCGUGUUAGGCUGAAGCAGCAUUCUGAGCUGAGGUAUGCACCAAAUGGGAUCAAGAGGAAGGGGAAUUUUCUCAUUUUGCCAUUUUUUUAUUUUUACGUGUGAAAGCCAUAUUAGCUUGAGAGGAACAAGCAAAAUAAUGUCAAGUUCUGGGAAGUGUAUGUGCUUGUAGAUCACUUGCACCACCUUGUGAUAAAAAUAAUGUAUAGCAGUCUUUGUAAUCAAGAGCUUUUUACUGUUUCAAUGUCUUAAUAUAUACAUAUGUACAGCAGAGAAAUAACCUGUGACCAGAGGGCUUUUUUUUUUUUUUUAAAAAGUACUUUCCAUAUGUAUUUCAGUUCUGAAGCUAACUGGUUUACAGUGCUAUACAUUAAAAUUGUCAUUUCAGUA
Messenger RNA from Gallus gallus (chicken), 8141 nucleotides. RefSeq names its product copine 3 (gene CPNE3). The record is from RefSeq and is a predicted model, not a curated record. The transcript is spliced from 17 exons. Gene Ontology annotation, biological process: cellular response to calcium ion; ERBB2 signaling pathway. Gene Ontology annotation, cellular component: plasma membrane. Gene Ontology annotation, molecular function: calcium-dependent phospholipid binding; receptor tyrosine kinase binding. Lineage: Eukaryota; Metazoa; Chordata; Aves; Galliformes; Phasianidae. Bases 4317 to 5936 code for a protein of 539 amino acids.